Molecule: messenger RNA, 1029 nt
Organism: Benincasa hispida (wax gourd)
Lineage: Eukaryota; Viridiplantae; Streptophyta; Magnoliopsida; Cucurbitales; Cucurbitaceae
Source: RefSeq, a predicted model, not a curated record
AUGCAGUCGCAAGCUUCCUCCAUUAGGAAUUUGGAGGUGCAGGUUGGACAGAUUACGAACGAGCUUAAAAAUAGAGUGUCUGGUACGCUGCUCAGCAGCUUGGAAGCACCGGGACUAAGUGGCAAGGAACAAUGUCAAGCAGUGACAUUGAGAAGUGUUAGAAAGGUGGUCCCCGUGCCAACAGUACCAGAAUUAGUAGAACGACCAGAAGAAUUAAUCACCAACAAUGACCACUCAAUUACAAACUAUAGAUCUACCAGUUUAGAAGCAACUACCUCUACGAAGAAUAAAUCUCCACAAAACCCAGAACCAAAGUCAUCGCAAACUCCAGCCCCAAGAACACAGGAAGCAAGGGACCUUAAAGAACAGUCAAAUGAUCAUGAAGUGAAGUUCCUCAAGGAUAUACUCGCCAAUAAGAGGAAGAUCGAGAAAAAUGAAAUUGUCGCACUAACGUAUGAGUGUAGUGCGCUCUUCCAGAACAACAUCCCCAAGAAAAUGAAAGAUCCAGAGAGCUUCACAUUGCCAUGCUCAAUCGGGGGUAAAGAAGUCGGAAAUGCGCUUUAUGACUUGGGGGCAAGUAUCAACAUGAUGCCCUUAUCAAUCUUCAAGAAGUUAAACAUGAGCAACGCAAGACCCACCACAGUCAUGUUGCAGUUGCCUGACAAAUCAAUAACGCAUCCAGAGGGCAAGAGAGAAGACGUACUCGUGCAAAUGGAUAAAUUCAUCUUUCCUACUGACUUUAUUAUACUGGAUUACGAAGCUGACACUAAGGUGACGAUCAUAUUGGGUCGCCCGUUUCUCGCAACAGGGCGAGUGCUGAUCGAUGUAAAAAAAGGAGAACUCACCAUAGGAGUCGACAAUCAGCAAGCAAAGUUCAACGUUCUCAAUGCGUUGAUAUGGAAAACUGCCAGUAUAUUAGAGAACUCCAGGAAGAACAAUGGCACGAGUUUCAAGAAGAAUCGGAGGAAGAAGACUUUGAGGUUGGUGCAAUGCUGGAGGAGAUUUGUGCCGCAAUACAGAAUGACCUAG